AUGAGUGACUGCUUGGCGAAUCCGGAAUGUGCAGUGGUGACAUGGCGCGUGCCAUUGUAUUGUGGAGUUUUUAAAUUAGUAGUACCGAAUACUGAUAGCCUUGGCAUCAUGAAAAUUACUAAGACUGGAGAGGAAGAUGGGACUGUUGUGGGGAUAAAGGCCCAACUAGUCUCCGGCCAGUGUCCAUCGCUUCAAAACAAGAUCAUUGCAAGCCUAGCCCCACCACAAUCAUUUCAAAACCAACUCUUCUCAUAUACUUGGAGCAGUGACAUUAAUGGAUGGUCUGUCACAGAAUGCUCGACAUCAAUCAUAGUUCGAUCCUCCAGUGUGACCUUGUGCGUGAAGAUCACAGGCUCUGAUGUUCUAGCUUCUACUGGCGGAGGAGUUACACAACCUGAUGCUCAACAGAGCGUGGAGAAUAAAGGACGGCAAAUAAUUGGUUUAGCGUCGAUGGAGGAACUGGAGUUUAUAUCGCAAGCAGGAGUUUUUUUGGAGUCUUACUGGAUUGGCGGAAAAGCGAGCAACUGCUUAUUCGGGAUUUGUUCGACGAUCACCUGGACAGAUAGCUGGAUCAGUUCCAGCACCUAUACAUCAAUACCAUCAUCGGUCCCGGAUCCUUGUCUGGCAGUGGUAAAUGGAGAGGUGGUUGGUCGGGAUUGUAACGAGAAGCUGAGGGGAGCCUUGUGUGCCUGGCAGAUACUUUAA
Caenorhabditis elegans is the source of this 705-nucleotide messenger RNA. RefSeq names its product C-type lectin domain-containing protein (gene F29A7.8). NCBI's taxonomy places the organism in Eukaryota, Metazoa, Nematoda, Chromadorea, Rhabditida, Rhabditidae. The transcript has 5 exons. Bases 1 to 705 code for a protein of 234 amino acids. The record is from RefSeq and is marked reviewed.